Molecule: messenger RNA, 219 nt
Organism: Paraglomus brasilianum
Lineage: Eukaryota; Fungi; Glomeromycota; Glomeromycetes; Paraglomerales; Paraglomeraceae
Source: the annotation of a GenBank genome assembly
AUGAAGAAAAUGGAUUAUCCCGAAGAAAUUGCCGAGGCGCGAAAAGCUGUUCCAACUCCGACAGAAAAACUGUUGAAUUCAAAUGAGCUGUUGUCCCCGUGUUUGUUAUCCUAUCAUAUGUCAAAACAAACCGUUUUUGUUCUAAUUAAACACCCGCUUGUUUGCGGUUGGAAGAAGCUUCACAAAGUAAAUCAAGAACGUGGUUUUCGGAGUAAAUAA